Molecule: messenger RNA, 1172 nt
Organism: Platichthys flesus (European flounder)
Lineage: Eukaryota; Metazoa; Chordata; Actinopteri; Pleuronectiformes; Pleuronectidae
Gene: nudt7
Product: nudix (nucleoside diphosphate linked moiety X)-type motif 7
Exons: 3
Coding region: 355-1023 (222 amino acids)
Biological process (GO): coenzyme A catabolic process
Molecular function (GO): coenzyme A diphosphatase activity; acetyl-CoA hydrolase activity
Source: RefSeq, a predicted model, not a curated record
AAAUGACUAAUCUUAUUUAUCAGAGGAAUAAUGGAGGUGAUCAUGAUAAUAUAUGGACUGUUAUUCCCACGUGAACCCACUGUUUAUAUUAGCAUUAGCUUUUGUACUAACGCUAGCUAACCGUGCAACCUUGUGACGUACAAUUCGAGAGUCUGGUUCACUCACGGUUUGAAUCCUGCUGCGAGAUGUUGACAUGUAAACAGAAGUUAACUCAUUAUUUUACACAGUGAAAACCUUCAGUGUGCAUCACCAGUAGGACUUAAGUAGAUUCCCAGUUUGUUUUCGCUGAAGCAUGUUGGUGGUUUUCAUCGGCGGAUCCACUUCCCGUGUCUGUUGUGAAACCGACCAGCCGCCAUGCAGACCAAAGAGGAGACUGUCGCCGUCUUGAAGUCGUUCGACAUCGGGGACAAGUUCUCAGACCUGCCAGUGCUGCCCAGAGCCUCCGUGCUGAUCCCCUUGUUCGUGAGGGACGGAGAGCUGCACACCCUGAUGACCCUGCGCUCAGCGGAGCUGAGGACCAGCGCCGGGCAGGUGUGUUUCCCCGGUGGGAAGAAAGACCCGGAGGACAGAGACGAUGUGGACACGGCCCUGAGGGAAGCUGAGGAGGAGAUCGGUCUGACAGCUGAUGGGGUUGAGGUGGUCUGCAGACUGUUCCCAGUCAUGCAUAAGAGCGGUCUCCUGGUGACUCCGGUGGUUGGAUUCAUAGAGGAGUCCUUUUGUCCCCGUCCAAAUCCAGCUGAGGUCAGCGCCGUGUUCACCGUCCCUCUGGACUUCUUCAUCAGCGAGAAGGGACACAGUGCCGCCCACGGUGCUGCUGGGACGCCGGGGUCAUUGCACUCAUUUUAUUUUGUGGACACUGAUUCAGGCAGCCAGUAUCACAUAUGGGGCAUGACAGCCAUGCUGGCCAUACUGGUGGCUGCACUCGCUCUCGGGAAGAAACCGGAGUUUGACGUUGCUUUUGACUUUGAGGAUCCUUUAUCCUUCUUCCAACAGGUUUUACAGAGAAGAAUUAAUAAAUUAUGACAGUUCAUGUAAUGGAUUUGUGCCAGCUCAUAAUGCCUAAAUCCAUAUUUGUUAUUAAAUUUCAUUGUAAUAAUUUGCUGCUUUAAUUAUAGGUGUAAAUGUGUAUAUGGAAACAUAAAUUAAAUAUUUGUAUAAAAGAUGAAAAUCAA